GACGUUUGACGAGGUAUUGGGAAGGUGCGCCAAAUACAUGAAUGUCGAGGAAGCCGAAGCCGACUUUUUACAAGCAGCUAAAGCAAAAACUGAGUCUCGGGACGAGAAGAAGGAUAGAAAACCGGUCUCGACAGUUGAAAGGAAGGGAUCCCCGAAGUCAGAGAGAGAAGGCCGAUCGAGGGGAUGGAGGGCGACCCAAUAUACUCCUCUGUUAGCCUCGAAUGCAAGGAUAUUGGAAGUGAUGGAGAAAGAGAUCCGCGAAAAUAUUGUCAGGUGGCCACGAACAAGAAAGGAUGGGCCGACAAAACCUAAAAGCAAUCUGUAUUGUCGAUUUCAUAAAGACUACGGCCAUAACACCGAUGAAUGUCGGCACCUAAAAAAUGAGAUUGAGAGAUUAAUCAAAGCAGGCCAUCUGAAGGAAUUCAUUUAUAAGGAUCGAGAGCGAACCAGUCGAAGAAGGGAGAGAAGCAAAAGCCCUCACAAGAGAGCGAGGACACCCGACAAGGAGGAGCUCCCUCAGAAAAGAGGGGUAAUACAUAUGAUAUUCGGAGGGCCGACUGAUGGAGAUUCAAAUCGGACCAGAAAGGCAUAUGCUCGAGGGCACCACGGAAAAAUUGAAGUGCAGCAAGUCGAAGAAAACGGUCCAGUGAUGAAUUUUGGACCAGCAGACAUGGGAGAAGUCGAGAGGCCUCACAACGAUGCCCUAAUGAUGACAGCUCAGAUAUCGGGCUAUGAAGUGCAAAGGAUCUUUGUCGACACAGGAAGCUCAGUAAAUGUGAUCUUUUACAAUUGUCUUAAGCGGAUGGAACUCGACAUCGAGCUUGCACCCCUGCACACCUCGCUCUUCGGAUUCAAUGGCUCGGAGGUCGCACCCCUGGGAAAAACCACGCUCGCUGUCGUCCUCGGGGAAGGCGACUUAAGGAAGGUAAAAAUGUCGGCCUAUAAUGUGAUUUUGGGAAGACCCGCACUCAACACAUUCCAAGCAGUAGUGUCAACCUACCACAUGAAGCUAAAGUUCCCCGUGGGAGAUAAGGUAGGGGAGGCUCGAGGAGACCAGAGAUUGUCAAGAACCUGUUAUCAGAUAGCA
Striga hermonthica is the source of this 1087-nucleotide messenger RNA. NCBI's taxonomy places the organism in Eukaryota, Viridiplantae, Streptophyta, Magnoliopsida, Lamiales, Orobanchaceae. The record is from the annotation of a GenBank genome assembly.